Molecule: messenger RNA, 1452 nt
Organism: Fusarium keratoplasticum
Lineage: Eukaryota; Fungi; Ascomycota; Sordariomycetes; Hypocreales; Nectriaceae
Exons: 2
Coding region: 1-1452 (483 amino acids)
Source: RefSeq, a predicted model, not a curated record
AUGGCACCCUCUCUCGAGUCUCGCCAGCCUCGGUGGAAGAAGGAAGCAAAGAGGGGAUUCAGCGGGAGCAUGCCGGACUGGACGAAGGCGGACGAUACCGAUCACGAGUACGAUGUCACGAUAAUGAAGAAGCGAAGGCUCAGGAUUAGAGUCCGCCGUGGCGAUAGCGAGACCCCAUCUGGAGAACCAAACAUUGCUUCAUCUCUAUCACGACGGUUCGUGACCAUCGAGCAACGAUCAAGCGACGACAGCGACAGCGACAGCGAGGAUGAGGACGAUUCCUACAAGGGCGAACGGGCAGAGAGCACUGAUGGAAGCAAACUUGUAGCCCCCUCAAAUGAUACUCCCACGGUGGCCGCGCCAUCAGCCGAUGGGAGUGUUCCUCGAGGAGACUCUGGAAUGGUUUCCGGCGGGGAUGGGGUUCACUCAAAUGUCCACAAGGUCCUCCUGGGCGUGGGAAUCGUUGGCGGCUUUUUCUUAUUACUGGCCAUUGGUUUCAUCGCUUGGAAACUCUAUAAGAAGAGAUCGGAUCAGAAGAAGAGAGCUCCCAUUGAUGACAUGGCGUUUGAGAAGCCGAGUCGGUUCGAAAACCUCGUUUCCAAAGUUCCAUUUAUCGGACCACGCUUCGGCUACCAAGGCUGGUACACCAUCGACGCCCCAUCUCAGGAACACUUCGCAAAGUCACAGCAACCUCAAGGCAACCUUGAAAAGGCACAGCUAUCCCAAGAAAACCUUGAAAAGGCACAGCCUGUCUCGUCCCCAAGGCCAGCCUCUAGCCGCAUCGACUCUCAGCUGCUUGCACCCAUGAAGCCACUGGGAGCCUACCGCCUCGGAAGCACAAGGGCAUCAACGGUAAACCUUGAUUUCGAAGCCAUUAGCCCUACGAGCACAAUGUUUGUCGAGAGUACCGCGGUCCAAGUCCAAGUCAUCGCUCGACACGAUCCUAAGGAAUCCAUCGCUUCGAUUAGCGGACGCCAACACAAGCGAGUACCUUCUACAACACCAUAUAUCUAUGACGUUGGAGGAAGACGCCAGACCGGUAUCAGCUCUCUCUCUUCCAUCUCUUCGGGCUUCGGCGACGGCGAUAUCGUUGUCACUCCCACCAACAAUACCAUCCAGACCAUUCCUUCACAACCUGCACCCGCGACCCUUCCCUCUCGACUGACAACAUGGCGAUCCACCAGCACGCUUGGUCGGCGGGACACUGAUACCUCUUCUGGCCGGCGGGAUACCGUGUCCACUGAGGUUUCUGUGGAUUUCCGCCCACGAUUCCACAGUGUCAAUUCGUGGGUGAAGCAGCAGAACGGACAUUUACGACGGGCUCAGCGCCAGCAGGAGAGCAGCCCUGAUGGAAGUACUCCUCCCGUGCCUGCCCUGCCACCGCCUAUCGAGCAGGACUUUGGGCUUAUGAUGCCAGACGGCGAGAGACCGCGACCCGUGGAGAUGGUGUGA